CCGAUAUAGUAACACAGCGGACAGGCUCGGCUCAUCGGCGUGGCAAUGACAGAUACGGUGUAAACAUUGUCCGAGUCGGUCUGAAAGUGUUGGUAAAUUCUAACUAAAUCUUCUACAAAAGUCAGCUUCAAUACACAGUGGUGCAGUUCACCUUUCGCCUCGCAUGAGGUGUAUUCCGUUUCAUACUAUGACCCGGCAGACGGUAGUUUAUUGCCGACUGCCUUCCUCUACUUCCUGAAACCCCCGUAUCGAUGAAUGGAUUAGCCCGAAAAUUGGAAAGCGUGCCGUUGUAUGCUAGCUGUAGCGAUAGGCAGAGUGGCCGACUCUCGGUGGUAGGACGGCCAUACCGAACUGUGUGUACUAGACUUUAGCAAAUCGAGUGACGCUGUCAGCUGAUUAGCAAAUACUGAACCCAAGGAACAGAGACAAUGGUGCAGAUAUAGUGUGUGGGGUAGUGACAGUCGAGUUGGAGGCACUGUCAAUGUGAAGUCCGGAGUAGGUUUGACAGGGGCGCUGUUUGCGGAGUAGUACUAUGUGUUACUGGUUUUACCCUAAGUUGUGAUCGGGGGAUUCUAUAUACAUAUAUCUCAACGGGACCAGCAUCGUCUCAUAAAAACCUCACAGUGCAGGCGGUGGAUAGCAUGGGGGAUUUGUCAUCCCCUAAAAGGCGGGAAGUUUUUGAUCGUCUGCGAAGGAGAUACGAAUUUUAUCGCCGCCAUCAAAACGGGUCAUUGAGGAGAUUCGAAAACACAAUAAACGGUUUGUACGAACAACAACGCCAAGACACGGUUCUACUACAUCAAAGAUGGCUGGAGAGCAGGGCUAAGAAAGUCUCCAAACAGUCCAAGGCGAACAAGGAGUCCAACACCGGACACGGGACUGACCCCCGUAACCUCGUAGUAACGCAACGUCUGAAAAAGAAGAUCGACAGCAGCCAGACAGAGAACCCUCCCCUGGACACGAGCGCCUUCGACUUCGACGACAGCGAUACAACAACAACAAAAAAGACCGUAAACGCGGGAUCGCAGGGCUUAGACGUCUCUGUACAUAUCGUCCAGCAGAUCAGUGGAAAUUCACACCCAGACCAAAAAAUCCAAACAAAUGUGAACGUUAGCACCACAGUCAAAACACACUAUUCGUCCGGCGCUCCUCCCGAGCAGGGUACAGCUCAAUCAUCAACGAACGUUGAAACUAGCACGAGCUUCGAGUGUAAACAAGAACCGGGCGGCGAGGAUAUCCAAUGUGGCGGUUCCAAUCAGUCGGACUCCAGUCAUAAUUCGUCGGAUAUUCUUAACCAAGCCGAGUUAGAUGACAUUCUGAACACAAUCGAUAACGGUGAUAGUGAGAUUAGUGACGAAUUGAUCGAGGAAUUGAAAAAGUUUGAUCAAAUUUAUUCCAAAGUGUUACAAGAAGACAGUAAUGAUAGCCAGGACAAAAUGUUUAACAUGACUAGCACUUCUCCGGUGCUACAAAAAGGCUCUGGACCCUAUCCUGACGCGACCCCUGCCGGGUAUGACACUAAUCAAAACUUGAAUCCAGUAAGAACUCCUCCAAUGCCACAAAACUUUCGGUCACCCCUAAGUGAGACUGGGCCUGCUGCCGAGACUCUCAAACAAAUGGCGGCCCAGCACCAGAGUCUGCAACAAGACGUUUACGGCAUGAAAACAAUGGACGACACGUUUCCGCAGACCAACACCAAUUACCGCCAAAAUGGCUACCCGCCAAAUAUGAAUCACCAACAGCAUUUCCUGUCACAGCAGGCUGGUUAUAUAGGCCAGCAACACGGCAUGAACAAUAUUCGUGGACAGGUACCGUACGGUCAGGGUAAGACUGAUAUGAGUUUGACGUAUGGGGGAACGAAACCCCUUUCACAUUUCUCCACACCACAGGGAUCAUCACAACCCCCAACACCUUCAUCACUACAACAACUGCAGAAUCAGGUGCAGGCACAUUUUGAUCAGGGCACACAAAUGGAAAUUACACAAACACAACACAUGCAGGUCUCGGACGGACCUCAUCGCAUGCAAAUGUCCCAAACACAACAACUACAGAUGCGACAGCCGCACCAGAUCGCAAUGUCACAACACCAGUCAUUCUCUAUGCCUGGUGGCAACAUAACGCCAAAUCAGUCACAGUACAUGAACGAACAAAUGAACAUGGAAAUGGUUGAAAAAAUGAGAAAGCAGCAGCAGCAGCAGCAACAACAACAACAACAGCAGCAGCAACAACACACAUCACAGUCUCAACACCCCAAUCAACAACAGCAACCACAGCCACACUCUUCACAACCUACCCAUCCUCAACAGCAACAUGCUCAACAACAACGCUCACAACAGCAACAACAACAUACUCAACAACAGCAAACGAUGAUGGACCGACAACAAGCUGCUCAGAUGCAGCAAUAUAUGAGCCGGCCCCCGCCGGAGUACAAGAUGCAACAGUCGAAUCAAAGUGCGCCCGAGGGAUAUACGCCAAACGGUGUAGGCUCAAAUCCACUACAGACAAUGCAAAAUAUGGUGAACCAAACGAAUACCAUGCAAACAGCAGGGUAUGGACAAAUCAAAUCCGAGAGUAUGCAAGCUGCAGGGUAUGGACAAAUCAAAAGUGAAAGUAGUUCGGUUCAAAUGCAUAAUGGAAUGAUGCAAGGUGCACAAAUGUCAACAUUACAGAGAAUGAACUCUGCCGGUCCGGCGGUGGGAAUGCCUGGCCCUGUUAGUGCGAGUCCGGUGCCGGGCGCGUCUGCGCCGUACACCGGUCAACCGCCUGUUCAGCGUCAACAGUCAUACCCGGGAACGCAGAUCAGUGCUCAGGAGACGCGACAACAGCGACCUGGAGGAACGACGUAUACCAGUGCAAUAAUGCGAAAUCAGAGACCGCCGAACGUGAACGUAGGUCCAGAUGGUCUCAAUAUUUCUCAGCCUCGCUCUCAGCACGAAUGGCCGCGACAAAUGGUACCCGGUCCCCAAGGACCACGGUACGCGGCACCACCCCACCAGGGUGGACCGGGCUCAAUGAGUCGACCUCAGAUGUCUGCCGCAGGUAUGAUGCAAUACGGCUCUUAUUCAAAUCAGUGCGGUACAAUGAACUCAGUCGCCGGGAUGCAAAUGCAGAGGCAAACGCGGCCGAUGCAAAUGAGUGCGAUGCAGUCUCAGCAGGCUGCGAUGAUGCAAGGUAAUACACAGCAGAUGAUGAUGCAACAACAGAAUAUGCAAAUUUCUCAACGGAUGAACAUUCGAGGGCCUAUUCCUGGCGCUUCCGGAACAAUGGCGCCAUCUAUGGACGCUAAUGCUACUGGUUAUAACGCGACACCUAGCGGUACGCACGGCCACCAGGAGGAUUUUAUAAAUUUAUUAGAUAGUGCACAAACUGGUAACUCUGACUUUAUCGAUGGGAUAACGGUACAGAGUUCAGAUGGCAAUAAUGACGCCAAUUGGCUGGACGAAAUUCUCGGCGCAAAGUGAACAUUUAUUGGAGUUUGUGCUGCUAGAAUAUCAUUUACGUAAUUUGAGAUAUGUUAAAUCAGGGCAAACGUGUGAUGUUUUGUUGUCAUCGAAUACACGUUUUCCCGGACGUACGCGGGAACCCAGCUUACACGUGGAUGGUUACAAUAUGGCGUAAAUUUUAUGCUGAAUGUGUAUUCGAUUGAUUACAUGCGACAGCUAACUACCUCGACGGGAGAUGUUUAGACAUUUAUGUGGAACAAGUCAUUUCAAGGUUAUAGUGUAUUUUUUAGUGUGACUUGAGUGUCGCAAUAGCGCACAAAAGUAUCUUGGGCGAAGCAUACUCCAUAUCCGCACUCGAUAUGAAUGCUGCGAUGUACUGAAUAGUAACUGUAUGUCGAGAUCUCGUAAAAUUAUUUUUAAUAAGAAUUGUACAUGGUAUGUUUAAUAUCCUCCAGAUCACCCUCAUUGUACAUAGUUUUAUAAGACUAUUCCCCGCCUAGGUCUGUAGCCCCGUGUAAUAGUUUUAUAAGACUAUUCCACGCCUAGGCCUGUAGCCCCGUGUAAUAGUUUUAUAAGAUUAUUUCCCCGCCUAGGUCUGUAGCCCCGUUUAAUAGUUUUAUAAGACUAUUCCACGCCUAGGUCUGUAGCCCCGUGUAAUAGUUUUAUAAGACUAUUCCCCGCCCAGGUCUGUAGCCCCGUUUAAUAGUUUUAUAAGACUAUUCCACGUCUAGGUUUGUAGCCCCGUGUAAUAGUUUUACACAACUAUUGCCAGCCAAGGUAUAUGGCCCCGGUAAUAGUUUUAUAAGACUAUUCCCCGCCUAGGUCUGUAGCCCCAUGUAAUAGUUUUAUAAGACUAUUCCCCGCCUAGUUCUGUAGCCCCGUGUAAUACAGUGUUGGGAUGAGAACGUUUGUUCUAGUAUAGUAUUCAUUUCCAAACACGUGGCUCAAUAGCUACGAACUCUGAGUCAUGGUAGUGAUUAUGUUAAUUUAGUUUUUCAUCACAUGAUAUUUUCAGGUACAUUUAACUCUUUAUACCAGUAUCAUUUUCACUCUUUAUCGUUAAACCUUCACGUUUACUCUCGCUCAACAUUUCCUACUCUGUAUUUACAUUCUAAGUAUUUUCUUCAUAAAACACUAUCUUUUCAGAUUCCUUUAACAUUAUGAUUUUCUCCGUCUUGAAAUUGUCUCUUUUCUUUCAAAUUUCAAACAUCAUGAAGGUAUCAAUACCAUGCUCCAUUCUAAAUAUAGAAUACACCCAUUUCUUUUCAAUUUGCAAGCUCAACUUCAGUUAUGUGUGUGCAUUUUAUUUAAUUGAUUAUGUUUGAAAACAAAAUAUGGUAUGUUGCCCAAAAGGUAUGGCAGCUUGUAUGGAAUGCUGUUCAAUGUUGAGGCUAUGUAACUUUAUCUGACAAUCUUUAAAUAUGUAUUUUGUUGGCUGUGAUGAAAGUUAACCAUACAUUUGGGUCCGAAGACGUGGGUUGUGGCCGCCGGGAGACAGGCUAUCCUUAUUUAUGUAUUAAGGGGCUGUGACGGUGAUCGUACCACUACGAUCGUCAAACCUUCACGCCUGGCUGAGCACGUCGGGGGUCUUCCGUGACAACAGUGAAUUAUUACUCAGCUUCGAGGUGUUCUUCGAUGUAGGGAUAUACACACAAACAACGGAGCCUCUCGCCCCGUCUCAAGUCAAGUGAUUUCCGACUACAGGCGUGGUGACGUUUCAUCUCUAGACAACUUUAAAAUGUAGCUCUUUUAUUUUUUUAUGUUUCAGUCGUAUUCUCGUAUUUCGUUUGAUUAUAUAUAUUUUAUACAGUCACCGAGUACAGAAGCGUGUCUGGGUUAAACGUCUUUCCUGUGACGACCAUGCGUGUGAUGUAGUAAACAAACGCGUGUGUAAUCAUGACAAUCUAACAAUCAUGUUUCAAUGAUCACAUUGGUUUCGGCGGAAGUGGUUUAUAAUUUAACCGGAAGUAGCAUUGUAGCCAACGAGAAAACAUGCAAAAUGAAGAUGCGUUGGCGGUGUAAUGAAUUCACGUGAUCAGACAUAGACUGGUCAGUUAUAUAAUUAGGUUAAUGUCCUGCUCCACUGGUAAUUGGGGAUGGGGUGUUAAAUUAUCAUUCGCCACAGCCACUUCUUUAAUGAGGUAUUACCUUAUCGUAAUUGGGUCAUGAAUUGGUUCCAGUUUUGUUACCUUUUGUUCUGUUGAUUAAGAAGUGCUAGAAGGUUUAUGUAAAUGAGUCUAGCGCAUGGAGACCUCGCAUCUUCACUGUUAAACGGGCACAAUCAAAGUCAAGACUCGAUUCCAUCGGUAACUACUUUUUGAGUUUGUAUAUCUUGAUGUGAUUGGUUUUAAAUCAAAUGAUGACACGGUUCAUUGAUUUAGAUUUGAUGUGAUAUUUUAAUUAAGCUGUAUCUCCUGACUUCAUUUUAAAUUCUUACCAAUUUGAUGUUGAUUUUUAACAAAUUAAUCAUUAUUAGGGGGGAGGUGUCAUUCUAGAUCGCUUCAUUUGUUAACACCCUUUACCGAAAACAUUUUUAGUUUCGGAAGGUCCGAUUUUUUGUUUAUUUUUUUUUCUGCAAAGUAAUUUGCAGACACAUUUACGUUGUGUUGUCUUUUGUAAAUGUCAUUCAGAAAUCAAAGCAGAAUCUCAACUCGGUCAACUGCAGAAAUAGAUCUUACCUAGUAAAAACUACAGAACAUAGCUGUUCCGACGUCUCCAUGACACGUAAACCUCGGGCUGACAGUAUUACUUAUAUUUAAUAUAUGCUACCUAUAUUUUAUUUCAAGUUUGUAUAUUCGUUUAAGUUUGUUUUCAUUUCACACAGACCUUGUAAUGCUGUAUAUAUACUUUGUGUGAGCUGAUCGUCAUGGAAAGGUGUCUGGUAAAAUUCCUAACUGGGGUAUUCUUAGACAAUGACUACAACCAAUUGUUGAUCUAAAUAAAUGUCCAAACUUUUGUUUAAUCAUAUUACAGAUGUAUGAAUACAAAUGUAUAAUAAAUACAAAUGUAUAUAUAGAUACAAAUGUAUAUAUAGAUACAUAUGUAUGUAUAAAUACAAAUGUAUAUAUAGAUACAAAUGUAUGUAUAAAUACAAAUGUAUAUAUAGAUACAAAUGUAUAUAUAGAUACAUAUGUAUGUAUAAAUACAAAUGUAUGUAUACAAAUGUAUAUAUAGAUACAAAUGUAUAAAUAUAUGCAAUGGAUAUCAGUACUUUAUUCUCAGGUAGAUAUUGUCUUACCUGGCCGGUGUUUCUUUUCUCUUUUACUCUUGUCUUCAUUUCAUAUUUAAUGAUUUCUGUGAGUUUUUAUUUAAUUUGAGUAUUAUCAUUUUAAUUCAUCGAUGAAACGAUAAUUAAGUUGUUAAGGGAUUGUUUUACUGAAAGCCCCUUUUUACCAUGACAGAAGAAAAAUCAUCACUUAUUGUCAGAGUUAUCUACUUUUUUAAAACACCUUCAUUGAAAGUCUCAAAGGUUUUAACUAUUCAAAAUAAGAUUGUUUCUUGUGUUAUUUAAGAUUUUAUCUUAUUUCAUUAUUGAUUUGUUCAUCAUUCACUAUUUGAAAAUGAAAAUGACGUCAUUUCCUCUUAUUACUUCAUACCAUGGGACCAAAUAGUAUCGCCGAUAUGAAAGUAACCUUUUCCCCUGAACAUUCAAAGUUGUCCUCAACUCCCACUGUCUCUCCUUCAUACUGACGUGGAGAUGAACCCGAUAUUUUAUAAUAUGGCGGUAUCUUAUAAUAUUGAGGAGAUGGACUGUUCACAACUACAUUCGUGGUUAACCAUUGCAGCAAAGUACUGCUACAAUCAUCUUGUAUGUCGCCAUCUCCCACAAACUUCGGCUUUCUAAAUCCAUAUUUAUAUUAUAUAACUAUUUCAGAUUUGAAGUCAAUAUAAAUAGUGAUAUAGGUAUCUAAUUUCAUUGGUACUUAGUAGCCUUUGAAUUACAAUUACUAACUCGUUAUUUUUCUUGAGAAAGUGUCCGAACAAUCGAGGGACCACCGUGUGAUACAAGGGAAUGGCGACAUAUCUUGUGAAUAACGGGAGAUAACUCUAAUAAGGGGAGCUAACUCUUUGUCAGUCGUGUGGUGUUCGACAAGGAGAUAGAGUGUCUCCGAUCAGUAUAUUGAAUGUUAAUGACCCAUCACCAUUAAGACAUAUAUACAUAUAUGAUGAAUAUUGUUAUACUUGCUACCAUUUUCACAGAAUUGAACUACUUAAUUUAAAGUUUGUUAUUAUUUCAUUUUAUAUUUUUGCCAGAAUUAACUGAACAAGACGAACUUUCUGUUGUUAACUAUUGUAUUAUAAUACUGAUGUUGCUAUUAAAAUUUGAUGAGAAAAGUUUCUAUUAAAAAUGAAUUUGAAGUUA
This is a messenger RNA of Pecten maximus, 7806 nucleotides long. Its product is annotated as alpha-protein kinase 1-like. The coding region runs from base 642 to 3461 and encodes 939 amino acids. Gene Ontology annotation, biological process: positive regulation of transcription of Notch receptor target; Notch signaling pathway. The transcript is spliced from 2 exons. Gene Ontology annotation, cellular component: nuclear speck; nucleoplasm. Gene Ontology annotation, molecular function: transcription coactivator activity. The record is from RefSeq and is a predicted model, not a curated record. Lineage: Eukaryota; Metazoa; Mollusca; Bivalvia; Pectinida; Pectinidae.